This is a messenger RNA of Ornithodoros turicata, 1698 nucleotides long. RefSeq names its product beta,beta-carotene 15,15'-dioxygenase-like (gene ninaB). The record is from RefSeq and is a predicted model, not a curated record. The transcript has a single exon. Bases 81 to 1664 code for a protein of 527 amino acids. Gene Ontology annotation, molecular function: beta-carotene 15,15'-dioxygenase activity; carotenoid dioxygenase activity. NCBI's taxonomy places the organism in Eukaryota, Metazoa, Arthropoda, Arachnida, Ixodida, Argasidae. Gene Ontology annotation, biological process: carotene catabolic process; retinal metabolic process.
CCUUGCUUUUUAUAGGCACAUUGAAAGCGUGUUGUAGGGUGUGUGCAUUGGCGAAGUAGCGUUUCGCCUUCGAUGUUUACAUGUUGCCUUCAACGCUGGAAGCAAAGAUGGACGAGCUUCGCACAGACGACGUCACCUCUGACUUCACGCGCUGCUUUCUCCGUUCCUGUGAGGAUGAAAUACCGACACCCAUCCGAGGAACAGUUUGCGGAAGAAUCCCACCCUGGCUCCGCGGCUGUCUUCUGCGAAACGGGCCAGGUAUGCUAGAUGUCGGCUCAGACCGCUACAAUCACGUCUUCGAUGGACUCGCGAUGCUUCAAGGGUUCGUUUUAGAUGACGAUGGCGUAACUUAUCAAACCAGGUUUUUAAGAAGUGAAGCGUACGUGAAGAAUUCGCGGGCAAAUCGUAUCGUCGUCAGCGAAUUCGGUACGGUAGGACAUACAGAUCCAUGUGCCAGUCUCUUCGAGAGACUGUCGUCCUUUUUCGUGCCCGGUUUCACGGACAAUGCUCUCGUUAACGUUAUGCCAAUCGGCGACGAAUAUUAUGCCAUGACAGAAGCCCCCUACAUGCACAGGAUCGAUCCCGCCACUUUGGAUACCUUGAGCCGCGUUGAUUUGCGCCGUGUUGUAGCCGUGAACAUUGCAACGGCACAUCCGCUUAUCGACCCUACUGAUGGCACAACGUACAACGUUGGAAGCUCCAAGAGCGGUUACGUCGUAGUCAAGUUUCCGGCGGGUGAAUCUGCGCUGCAGAAGGGUCAGAUUCUGGCGACUAUACCACUACGAAGUAGGCUACAUCCUGGAUAUAUUCAUAGUUUCGGUCUCACACAACACUAUAUUGUGGUCCUGGAGCAGUCAUUGACCUUCAAUAUCCUGAAGGCUUUGCUCGCUCCCUUUCGUCAGAUACCAUAUCUGGAUUGCGUCGAAUUUGACCGGGACCAGCUGGUCUGUUUUCAUGUCGUAGAUAAAAAAACAGGCAAGCGUACGGAAAGAAAAUAUGUUAGUGAAUCUUUUUUGGUCUUUCAUCACAUCAACACUUAUGAGAAGGACAACCAUAUUGUUGUUGACCUAUGUGCCCACAAAGACGAUACGAUACUCUCCAUGCUUUACACGGAUGCGUCAAAGAGGGCGUCCAGAGGCAAUGUAUCACUAUGCGCCACACCGCGGAGGUACGCCCUACCACUUAACACGGAGAGUUCCACCAGUGGCACGGAAGUAGUUCCUGGGACGUCUGCGACUGCACUUCUUAGCGAAGACGGGACAGUGCAUCUUCUUCACGAAGACCUUAGACCAGAUGGAUGUUCCUUCAACUGCGAGUUGCCACGGUUAAAUAACGCGUACAUCGGAAAGCCCUAUCGUUUCUUUUACGCAGUGGCGGAAGAGUCCGAAACGUCGUUGAUAAAAAUGGACCUUGAAAAGAAGACCUGUCAGACGUACAGCAUAGAAGGGUGGGUGCCCACAGAGCCCGUGUUUGUGGCCAGACCUGGUGCAUCUGCUGAAGAUGAUGGUGUUGUGUUGUCGGCCUUUCUGAAUAUCGCGGAGGAGCGAAUGGUGGCAUUGGUGAUCCUAGAUGGUGAGAGCUUCGAAGAAGUGGCGAGGGCGGAGUUUGGGACACCUUCGGUUGUCACGGCCUCGUUUCAUGGCUGGUUUGGUGGUGCCAAAUGAACAACAAUAAAUAUAUGAUGAUGAUGAUGAUGAU